AGACAACUCUUCUCCUUCUCUCUCUCUCCCCUUCCAUUUCUCUAUUAUUCCCUUCCUAUCCACUUCUCCCCCAUUAUUUAUACCACCCCCAACGUUAAUAUUGCUCCACACUUCAGGCAAUAUUGUUAAUUGCCCUUCUUCCCAAAGCCCAUAUAUCCUUCUAAUCAACAAAUAUUGACCCAUCCCAAGUAAUGGGAGAUCAGCUUCGCCUCGCUGUUGGAAUGAUAGGCAAUGCGACUUCUAUGUUGCUUUAUGCUGCUCCAAUAUUAACUUUCUCAAGGGUCAUAAAAAAGAAAAGCACCGAGAAGUUCUCAUGUGUUCCAUACAUCAUUGCAAUGCUCAACUGUUCAUGUUACACUUGGUAUGGCUUGCCUGUUGUCAGCUGCAAAUGGGAAAAUUUCCCACUGGUCACCAUUAAUGGCUUGGGCGUUGUUCUUGAGCUCUCCUUCAUUCUCAUCUAUUUCUUGUUUGCUCCGCCUAAAGGAAAGAAGCAGGUCGCUAUAAUAACAAUACCCAUAGUCCUAAUCUUUUGCGCCGCUGCCUUGGUGUCGGCUUUUGUAUUUCACGAUCACCACCAUCGCAAGGUAGUCAUCGGGAGUAUUGGAAUCAUAGCCUCUGCAGCAAUGUACGCUUCUCCUCUGGUGGUUGUGAAACAAGUAAUAGAGACAAAGAGCGUCGAAUUUAUGCCAUUUUCUCUGUCAUUAUUCUCAUUUCUGGCGAGUUUGCUAUGGAUGGCCUAUGGACUGCUGAGCCGCGAUCUUCUUCUCGCGUUUCCUAAUUUGAUUGGCGCCCCAUUAGGCAUGCUCCAAAUUCUGGUUUAUUGCAAGUACAGGAGAAGAGGAAUUAUGGAGGAACCACAGAAAUGGGACAUAGAGAAGAUUAAUGAUGAGAAAGCCAAGCAGAAAUUGCAGCUCAUGGCUAGCAGUGCUGAUAAUGCAGCUGCUAUUAGUGGCAAGAGUUGAUGAUUAACAACUACUUCAUAAUAUAUACUAGUAUCAAUGUUGUUUGCAUGCAGGUCCUUUUGAGUUAAUUUUCUUUCUUCCAUGUUGUUGUAACCUAAGCUUUGUGCUGAAAAUCUUAGGAUUAAAUAAACAAAUUCAAGGGCGCAA
This is a messenger RNA of Diospyros lotus (date-plum), 1109 nucleotides long. Its product is annotated as bidirectional sugar transporter SWEET3. Gene Ontology annotation, biological process: carbohydrate transport. The transcript has 6 exons. The record is from RefSeq and is a predicted model, not a curated record. Gene Ontology annotation, cellular component: membrane. Gene Ontology annotation, molecular function: sugar transmembrane transporter activity. Lineage: Eukaryota; Viridiplantae; Streptophyta; Magnoliopsida; Ericales; Ebenaceae. The coding region runs from base 192 to 962 and encodes 256 amino acids.